Akanthomyces muscarius is the source of this 1164-nucleotide messenger RNA. RefSeq lists its product as uncharacterized. The transcript is spliced from 4 exons. Gene Ontology annotation, biological process: regulation of transcription by RNA polymerase II. The record is from RefSeq and is a predicted model, not a curated record. Lineage: Eukaryota; Fungi; Ascomycota; Sordariomycetes; Hypocreales; Cordycipitaceae. Gene Ontology annotation, molecular function: DNA-binding transcription factor activity, RNA polymerase II-specific; RNA polymerase II cis-regulatory region sequence-specific DNA binding. The coding region runs from base 1 to 1164 and encodes 387 amino acids. Gene Ontology annotation, cellular component: nucleus.
AUGUCUUGGCUUCCUUUCUCACUAAAAACAUCUUUCCUCCACCCUCGCAUUGCCACCACAGCCACGAUCACGAUGGAAGCUCUUGACGCUACUGGCUGCAAAAUCUCCCUACUUAACGACGAGGUUCCUCGCCGACAUUCUUCGUAUGCAGUGUCCCAUGUCGAUGCUACCCCUCCUUCCGGUGCCUUGUCGCCGACCAGCCCGCGACCAUGGCGAUUCGGCUCCUAUGACUCUCAAAUUACCAGUGAUAGCGAUGCCGCCUCCCCACUCACUUCCACUCUCGGCCAUUCCUACGCCACGUCGCAAACAGCCAGCCGUGCUUCCAACACCAAGCGCCUGCUGCACUCCACGCGAAGCCGUUCCGACUCCAACAAGGAUGAGACUCCCGUUACUAGCCAAGGCUGCCCUGCCAAGCGCUACCUGUGCCGCUUCCGCGACUCUCACGGCUGCGAUAGGACCUUUACCACCUCCGGCCACGCCUUACGCCACUCGAAGAUUCACACCGCUAGAAAAGAUGCCCAGUGCAGCUAUCCAGGCUGCCAAAAAAAGUUUACUCGCGUCGACAACAUGAAGCAGCAUCUCAGGACGCAUUACAGGGACAAGUCCCACGCCACAGAGCACAAUUCUGCUGCCGGUCAUGAAGGACACCCCAUCGCCGGGAUGGAGCUCGUCCAUGAUACUUCCCGACAAGGUGCGCGCCGCUGCAAGCUGCGGCGCAUCUCGGUAGAGGCGGCCGCCAACAUCAUGAUGCGGCGGCUCGGUGUGUUUACAGGCAACGAGGGGCCGGAGCCGCCGCUCGUGCCGCUGGUGCCCGCCGUCGUGGAGAGGGCGAUGGAUUGCUUUCAUAUCGAUCCAGACAGCAUCGGCGAGAGCCAGGAGUGGGAGUACCACCGCGCGGGCGGCGAGGAGCCCGACACUUUUGUCUCCGCGAUCGAGCCAGAGGCAAUUGUGCAGACUUUUAUCGAGUACCAAAUGGAUGGGUCGUGGAAGGAGAUAUGCGCCGGGCGCACCUUUGACGAGUUUGGUGAUGUAACACGCUCCGGUCCGUACGUGCCGCUCGCUGAGCGACCAGAUCCAAGACAAGUACGCGUGAAUGAUAUUGACGGGGAGUUUGACGUCGUUAAUGUUCCUUCAAACGGACUGGAAGCUUCCGCGUCGGGCUAA